AUAUUAUAGUCAAUUAGUUUGAUUAUAUAAAAUGGGAAUACAUGAAGAAGAUAUAUAAUGACUGAUUGCGAUAUGCAAUCACUUUCAAACUGUAUUAAUUACAUUUGCAAAUAUUUUUAGCUGGCAACGUUUGCCCUAUAAGCCAAAACUUGUUAAAUUUUUUGGUUUAGUCGGCAUUCUUUGUUUAAGAACUUUUUAUAAAUUUAUUGUAUUAAAAUCACAGUAACAACAAUUUGAAAAUUAUUUUGUUAGCAACAUGUCAGACAAAAAGAAAGAAGCAACAGACGUCAAUAAUGAAGCUGUUACAUUUGGUGCUCGAAAUGAUGUAAAGAAUUCGCCGGAGCAGAAAUCUGACUCAUCUGAUGAUGAAAAACAUCCAGGCUCAAAGAAACGAGAUAUGUGUCAAAAAGCAGCUGUGGUCUCCACAGAAGUUCAACACUUGCAGGAAAAAGUAGCAUCUAUUGAAGAUGUGGUCCUUAUUGAUCCAGAUACGUUGGAGCUAGAUCUGAACCAUCAUCGCAUCGAGAAACUCGAGAAUUUCGAGCCUUUGAAGAGGAUUGAAAGAUUGUUUCUUCGUUGGAAUCUUGUUAAAAAGAUUGAAAAUAUAGAAAUGUUAACAACGCUUGUUGAGAUCGAAUUUUAUGAUAACCAAAUAACAAAAAUCGAGAAUCUAGAUGCACUUACAAAUUUGGAAAUACUUGAUUUGAGCUUUAACCGUUUAACUCAGAUUGAAAACUUGGAAAAGUUGACCAAGUUAACUAAGUUGUAUCUCUCGUCUAACAGGUUGAAACUCAUUGAAAAUGUUGGUAUGUUAAGUAAUUUAACAAUGCUGGAGUUGGGCGAUAAUAAAAUCCGUAAAAUUGAAAACCUUGAAACUCUCGUCAAUUUGCGUCAGUUAUACCUUGGGAAAAAUAAGAUCACGAAAAUUGAAAAUCUCGAACAGUUGGUUAAUUUGCAGAGUUUAAGCUUACCUGCAAAUCGUAUUACGAAAAUAGAAAAUCUUGAUAAGCUGGUGAACUUGACAGAAUUAUACUUAUCAGAGAAUGGUAUUGAAAAAAUUGAAAAUUUGGAACAUAACAUCCAAUUGGAUACAUUAGACUUGGCCAAGAAUCGCCUUAAGUCUGUGGACAACGUUGAAGGGUUGACAGUUCUGCAGGAUUUAUGGCUUAAUGAUAACAAUAUUGACCGUUGGCCAAAUUUGGAAGUGCUUAAAGUGAACAAAUCUCUUUCAACCCUUUACUUAGAGCGAAAUCCAGUAUCGAAGGAUCCAAUGUAUCGAUUGAAGUUAAAGAAUAUCUUGCCUUGGCUUGAACAAAUUGAUGCUACUCUAUGCCGAUAGAUUUAAGUUUUUAUAAAUUUUUCUUUUGAACUUAUUUUGUUAACGUUAUAAACUAUUAAGUGAUUUGAUCAAAGAUACAUUAAUAUCAAUAAAUUUACGUUUGGAUUAUUUCUUUUUCACGUGUACCAAUGAAAUAAGUA
This is a messenger RNA of Teleopsis dalmanni, 1479 nucleotides long. It is a transcript of the gene sds22, whose product is annotated as protein phosphatase 1 regulatory subunit 7. The coding region runs from base 257 to 1339 and encodes 360 amino acids. The record is from RefSeq and is a predicted model, not a curated record. Gene Ontology annotation, molecular function: protein binding. NCBI's taxonomy places the organism in Eukaryota, Metazoa, Arthropoda, Insecta, Diptera, Diopsidae. The transcript has a single exon.